Molecule: messenger RNA, 2631 nt
Organism: Rhodotorula toruloides NP11
Lineage: Eukaryota; Fungi; Basidiomycota; Microbotryomycetes; Sporidiobolales; Sporidiobolaceae
Exons: 3
Coding region: 1-2631 (876 amino acids)
Molecular function (GO): protein binding
Source: RefSeq, a predicted model, not a curated record
AUGCGGUCAAGAGCGCCGCUCGACGCUUUCGCAGGCGGACCGCUCCUCCUCCCCUUCCUCGCCCCGCGAUACCAGCCAACGCCCGUCCACCGCGCCAGUCCGUGCCGUUGCACCUCGACUUCAACUCAGAAGCGGCUGCAACAUGUCGCACAAGCAGCGGAACCGGCCGGCGGGCCGUGUGAGGCGGACUUGCUGAGUUGGAGGACGGGUCUCUCGAGCGACUCUCCAGUGCGAAGAGGCGGUCCUGAGCUGGGUUUCCAUGCUGCAGGAGUCGAAGUACCGGUCGCAUCGACGAGUGCCGUCCGGCUAGACUCGCCUCCUCCCGCCCGCGCGCGAGCCUCUCCCUCGAUCCCUCUUCCGCCCGCCGAGUCAACUUCGAGCGAGCGGACUGCCGCCGACGCCGCCGUACUCCUUGCGCCAGUUUUCGACAGAAUACGACUUGCACAUUCCGCUUUUCCAGAUGCCUCUCCUCUCGACAUUGUUCAGCGAUCACAAACUUCCUCUCUUCUCGACGACGAUGUACCUCGAAGUCCGCCUACUCCUCCGCCACCUAUACGACUCGACCCGCAGCCUCACUCUCAGAACCCUCGCCUUCUCACUCCCUUUCUCCUUCAAGCACUCUUCCUCGGCGCCAGCGCUCUCGGCCUCUUCGCGGAGAAGGCGAAGCGGGAUGCGGAAGACAGGGUCGACCAGCUGCAGGCGCUUAACCUGCUCGUCGCAGCGUACGCUGUUCCGGAAGCGUCGGAAGUCACGGCCGUUCAGCCGCUGCAGCGAUGGCGGGACGAACGGCUGCACGGGCUGUCGCAGCUGCUCGGCACGAUGACGGCCUCGCAAACGCCUGUCGACCGAACGACGAUCGCAUCGCUCUUGCACUUCGUCCAGCCCUUGCCGUCCGCCAAAACCCUUACGAGGUCGACCGCUGCCGUCGCCAAAGCUCGCCUCCCGAAGAGCAAGUACAGCAUGUCGCGACCUGUCCUCGGGUUGUGGGCUUGGCAGGCAUGGUCUGCCUUGCCGACCUUCGCUCAGCCCCGGUCCGCUGCAGCGGGUGCAGUCGUCGGAUCGGUCAUCCCAUCCGCCCUCGACGAUGCCAUCCUUAUCACCUUCCUCUCCCUCCUCUACCCAUCCUUCGAGGCCAGCAAACGCCAUUUCUUCCCUCGCGACCUUCAUCCCGGUGCUGACCGCGCCGUUCUGAACGACAUCGGCCGCCACGUUUUCGACAAUCGGCGCACUUCGUCUCCAUCUGUUCUGCGCGCACUCGCAGCCGCAGCGUUUCGAGCGCGGCGGGUCGACAUCCUUGAACGCUUCGUCGCCCACGAACCGCCCCUCGAGCCGAGUCUGCAGGUAUUUGCCGCGUCGAAGAUCCUCGAGGUCCUCAGCAUGGACGGAACGAAACGUCGUCGAUCCGAGGUGAUCGUUCCGCAACUCCAACUGUGGGCGACGGUCGUUGCCGCGCUGGGCGAGCUCGACGACGGCGACUUGCCGGUUCUCGAGGGAGCUGUGCGGGUACUCUGUACGGGCUUCGCCCUCGACGCUCCGCUCGAGGACUACUUGGCGACCGCAGUCGUUUCGCUGCUUCGGUCACCGGUGGGCGAGCGCGUCGCCCGGUCUUCUGUCGUCGACGAAACGCUACGACAUCUCGUCAAGUCCCGCAACCCUCGUCUCGCGCAGGAGGUCUUCGAGUCCAUCCCCUCGAGCGCCCUUCGCCGCAGCCACUUCCAUCGCCUCCUUCCUUCCUCGCACGGGCCUCUCUCGCAGCAAGCCUGGACGACCUUGUGCCACCAUCCGACCGUCGAACCUACAGUCUCGUCGUUCCAGCUGCGACUCGCCGCUCUCGCCAAAGCCAAGCACGAUUCCUCGAGUCUGCCCAAGGCGUGGGAGACGUUUGCUCAGCUACGGCGAUGGGGAUUUGAGCCGACGAAGGAGCUCUGGCUCAAUCUUCUCGAGGUUGUCGCGACGCACGGUAACCAUCCGAACCUGCAAGGACUGCUGUCGCGGAUGGAGCGAGCAGGCAUCGAGGCGGACGACGACAUCACCGCCAUUCUCGUCGCGCGCGAGAUGCACCGCACCGACACGCAGAAGAAGCGCGUCGAGGUCGAGGACGAGUGGUACGAGCGGGUCACGGUCACGCACGAGCGACGGCGCAGGACUUGCGGGAAGACACAGGUCAAGCGGGUCAGGGCGAUUGUCCGGGAGCACGAAGCGUGCACCGCCGCAUCACACGAUCCGAAGGCGAAGGCUCCUGCUGGCGGCAAGCAGGACGUCGAGCGUCCAGCCAACGGACGUUUGGGUCGCGGCGACAUCCUGCCGAACAUGCUACUCGCCAACGCUGUUCGGUGGAUGAGACAGGACGACAUCUCGGGUUUGAUCACGAUCGCGCGUGGUCAUCUCGGUGUCGACUUGUCAAGCCCGAAGGCGUCCUCUGCGGUCGACCCGGCCACGAUCUCGUCGAACGAGUUUGAGAGGAUCCGCCGGCCCGCCUACAGGACACUGAUUCGCGGCUUCACUCAGCGGAACCGAUACGACCUUGGCAACUUGCUGCGUCUGGCGAUGAAGGAGGAAGAGGCGGCGGUAGCGCGGCUGGAGAAGCGGAGACGGCGAGAGGUGAAGGCAUCGCGAGAGGAAGGAGAGUGA